Polychytrium aggregatum is the source of this 1554-nucleotide messenger RNA. RefSeq lists its product as uncharacterized. The record is from RefSeq and is a predicted model, not a curated record. Lineage: Eukaryota; Fungi; Chytridiomycota; Chytridiomycetes; Polychytriales. Bases 44 to 1315 code for a protein of 423 amino acids. The transcript is spliced from 7 exons.
CAAUGCCCUCGUCCACCAUCCAUCUCACCGCACCGCUCCGCUCAUGACUGCCGCAGAAACAGAGUUCCGAAAGUUUGCCGUCGGCCGGAUCAACAGCCUCGUCUCAAGGGGCUUCAUUGUCCGUCAAGACUAUCCGAUUUCGUUCUCAGGAAUCGCUGACGAUCUUGCCAUCCCCGACCGGGCACACAUCGACGAGUCCUAUGCUGCAACCCCGUUCUCCAACGAAUACACCACAGUUGUGAUCUCGGUACUGGAGGAGAGAGAUGUGCGCUCAACGAUCGACAUCUGCAGGAGCUUGCUGUGUGACAGGCUAUACCCUUCCAGGGUGGUUAUCGAAGGUAUAUUGGAUCUGCUGGCCAAGCCAUCCAAUCUCUCUGCCGAUCGGGCAAAGCGGCACCACAUCUCAACGGAGAUGGUCCUGGACUGUUUCCACGUCCUUUCUCAAACGCUUGAGCUCCAUGGUGUUGUUCCCUUCCGGAGCAUAUGGGAACUCGAGACAGAGUCGUCGUUCUGGCACCUGGCCGGAUCGUUUGACAAACUGGUGGGCAGCGACAUGGCCGCCGAGCAUGAGCGGGGCCUCGAAGGGCUGAGUUUCCUCGGCGAUCUUUUGCUGGACGAUAUUGCCAUGAACCAUGACGAUCCUGGGCAGUCGCUGCUGGCCUACUUUCUUCGGGGCCCGAGCUCGCAUCCAUGCAAGUCCAUCGAACGCAUCAUGGAAAUGAUCGAACCUUGGCUGGCGAGCACGAGCCCCACUGUUCGACGGCUGGGUCACCAGUGGCUCUGGGCGCUCUCAGAACUUGCACUCUGCGAUUGUGUGUCGCUGAAGACCCUCGAGACCUCUAUCCUCCGAUUUCUCAAGAUCAACAUCUCAACGCCAGAGAAGCACUUUGAAUUCCUCCAGAGUAUCCUGUCUCCAGUACUCAAGGCCACCCUUGCCGACACCCUGAUUAUUCAAAGCGGACGAUUUGCAUCGGAUGUCAGUGGCAAGCUCAGCCAGCCGCUUUCCAUCCAGAAGUACGUCCAGGUGCAUCUGCGGGCGCAGGCCUUUGGCAACGAGCCCGAGCAGGCACUCAAGUUUGCCCGGCUGCUCACCACCCUGCUCGAGGGGCUGACGGCCCUCCACCUGGACGACCCCAUCUGGCUCCGCGAAAACACAUCGGCACUGAACAGCCUCAAGACACAGCUGAAGGAAUACACCAAAUCACGGCGGAGCAAUCGGGUCUCGGCACUGAGCGCCCAACUCGACAUUCUGGACUGGAUGGGGACAGCAAUCGUGCAGCGAAUGCUGGAGAGCUCGCAAGCCGCAACGGCCUGAGCGCCGCAUGGCAUUCGAUCUAUGUGCGAUCCGGCUCGCCGAGGCUCUGGAUCGUUGCUGCGGCGCCUCUAUGAAGCAAGCAUACAGCGCAUUGAAAAUAGUGGAACACAACGAUGCGAGCGCCGAUCGACGCCGAUCAGUCAUGUAACAUUACAUCCGCAAGCCAUCCGCAUGCUGGGGUGUCCUGGUUCAAUGUGGGCACGCUGUAAUAUAUGCGCACCGAUUCCAGCGUCCAAGAA